AUGGAUUCCCCUAUCGUUCUCACCUUUGACGCUGAGGGUCGGGCAGUGGACUUUGAGGUCUGGGUAGAUGAUCUGCAGCUUUUCCUGCAGUGCGAUAGGGCAGAUGGCCUCUCCCGGUUUGACCUAACUUCUGGUGCCUCCCCUGCCCCUGCUAGUGAUGCUGACGCCACUGUUUGCUCACAGUGGGCAACACGUGACGCUGCUGCUCGCCUUGCUGUGCGCCGCCACUUACCGACCACUGAGCGUGCACACUUUAGCCAGUACAAGAGUGCUAAGACCUUGUACGAUGCUGUAGUUGCACGCUACUCUUCCCCUGCCACUGCUGCACUGAGCCGCCUCAUGCUACCGUACCUCUUCCCUGACCUUGCUGCCUUUCCCACAGUCGCUGCCCUCAUUACGCACCUCCGCACUAGUGACACUCGCUACCGCGCUGCGCUUCCUCCUGAGUUCAGCGCCAAGAGGCCCCCUCCCCCCAUGUACAUCACCCUCUACUACAUAGUCACCCGGCUCCCUGACUCUCUUCGGGUAGUCAGGGACCACUUCCUCUCUGUUUGCCCCACCACUCUCACCGUUGACCUCCUCGAGAAGGCCCUCCUAGCGAUAGAGAAGAGCAUAGUCGCUAUAGGAGCCUCUCGUGGUGACCCUCGCACCCCCGUCUUUGAGGGGUGUUCUCCCUCCCCCCUCUUGCCCUCUGUUGCCUCUUCUGCUGCGGCCGACCUCGUUGGUUUCGAGUCGGUCGGCGCUGCGUCUGCCCCGAGCGGGAGACGCCGCACCGGCAAGGGCAAGGGGGGCAAGGGCACAAGAGGAGCUGGAGGCGGCGGUGGAGGUGGUGGUGGAGGCGGUGGAGUGAGUGGGGGUGGUGGUGGGAGUGGUGCCGGAGCGCGGUGGGGGCUUUGGUCCCUGCUCUUACGUUCUCCGUACCGGCGACCGCACUGGUGA
Messenger RNA from Closterium sp. NIES-65, 939 nucleotides. NCBI's taxonomy places the organism in Eukaryota, Viridiplantae, Streptophyta, Zygnematophyceae, Desmidiales, Closteriaceae. The record is from the annotation of a GenBank genome assembly.